Molecule: messenger RNA, 1850 nt
Organism: Ananas comosus (pineapple)
Lineage: Eukaryota; Viridiplantae; Streptophyta; Magnoliopsida; Poales; Bromeliaceae
Product: ribosome biogenesis protein BOP1 homolog
Exons: 12
Biological process (GO): maturation of LSU-rRNA from tricistronic rRNA transcript (SSU-rRNA, 5.8S rRNA, LSU-rRNA); ribosome biogenesis
Cellular component (GO): PeBoW complex; preribosome, large subunit precursor
Molecular function (GO): protein binding; ribonucleoprotein complex binding
Source: RefSeq, a predicted model, not a curated record
UUUCUUCUUGUGCAGGUUGUAAGAUUAGUCAGAGCCAUCCGCAAAGGGUGGAUUAAGUUUGACAAACCGAAAGAGGAGUCUCAAUUCCAUUUGUUGUGGACAGAUGAUUCUAAUGCAGCUGACAACAAAAGGCAUGGUGUUAAUUACAUAGCUGCACCCAAACCAAAACUGCCAGGUCAUGAAGAAUCAUACAACCCUUCUAUAGAAUAUGUUCCUACAGAAGAGGAGAAGAAUGCUUAUCAGCUGAUGUAUGAGGAGGACCGUCCUAAAUUUAUCCCAAGGAGGUUUGAAUCUCUUAGAAGUGUACCUGCUUAUGACAUGGCUGUUAAGGAAGUAUUCGAUCGGUGUUUAGACCUGUACUUAUGUCCCAGAUCUCGGAAGAAACGUCUUAAUAUUGAUCCUGAAUCUCUCAAGCCCAAGCUACCAAGCAGGAAAGAUUUGAGGCCCUAUCCCACAACAUGUUAUCUUGAAUAUAGAGGCCACACUGGUCCUGUCAAGUCGCUGUCUGUUGAAAUAUCAGGGCAGUGGCUGGCAUCUGGUUCAACUGAUGGAACUGUACGAGUUUGGGAGGUUGAAACUGGGCGUUGCCUUAAAGUCUGGGAUGUUGGUGAAUCUGUCCAGCAUGUUGCAUGGAACCCUUCACAGGAACGUCCUAUCCUUGCAGUAGCCCUGGGGCAUGACGUGCUUCUUUUGAACACGGGUUUGGGAGAUGCAGAAGUACAGAUGAGGAUUAAGGAACUCCUGCAUGUCGAGGAAUCAAAAUCAUCAGAAGAUACAGGGGAUCAUGGAUCUGCUGUGAGAUGGUUUCGACAUGACAAGUAUGAUGGCAUCAUAUUGAAGCAUUUUAAGUCUGUGUCAACAGUUGAAUGGCACUCCAAGGGAGACUAUUUUGCUACUGUUGUGCCAAGUGGUGAGUCGAGAUCAGUAUUGGUACACCAUCUCUCUGAGAAGCAAACAAAAAACCCCUUUCGGAAGUUGCAGGGGAUUCCAGUUUCAGUUGCUUUUCAUCAAAAAAAGAAGAUUUUCUUUGUUGCGACAAAGAAAUUUGUUCGUGUUUAUGAUCUUGAAAGUCAACGGAUGAUUAAAAAGCUUGAAACAGGUUGCCGCGAAGUCUCAUCCAUUUCUCUUCAUUCUACAGGUGAUCAUGUUAUUGUAGGGAGCAGGGAAGGUAAAAUGUGUUGGUUUGAUUUGGACUACUCAUCGAAGCCGUACAAAACUCUGAAGAUUCACCAGAAGGACAUUACAAGUGUUUCUUUUCAUCGAACAUACCCUCUUUUUGCCUCAUGUUCCGAUGACUGCACAGCUUACGUGUUUCAUGGGAUGGUUUAUUCGGAUCUUAACCAGGAUCCACUUAUUGUCCCAUUGGAAAUUCUUCAUGGCCAUACGCGUUCAGAUGGUAGAGGAGUAUUAUGUUGCAAAUUCCAUCCUCGACAGCCUUGGUUGUUCACUGCUGGUGCAGACUCCGUUAUCAAGCUUUACUGCGACUGAGAUGCGGCAGAAUGAUGCUGAGGGUUUUACUUUGUGAUUCGUCAUUGCGAAAAGAACGUAUACCUCGAGAAGAUUUCCCUUUCUAUAAUUUUUGAUCGGCCAGUCUUUCGUCCAACCGGAAGUUGCUGUAAAUUGUCAGUCUCAUCUUUCUAAAUUUUUUACUAAGAGAACAUGGCUGACCAUGUUUAGUAGUAAACAACUGCUUAGAUGGGCAUCAUUUGGUGCUGAAAUCAGCAUUUUAGCAUAUCUAGUAACGGCGAACGUCCUGUACCAGAAAUCUGAGAAAAGAGAAAAUUUUGCUGUAGAAUAUUUACAAGCAAGAACGCUUAUACAGGGUAUUUAGUGGGAAUGUUUUCAAAUUA